GCAAGCGUAGACUUGAAGUCUCCGCUAACUUAAAAAAAGAAGAAAAAAAUAGACAUGAACCACCGUGACACCGUGUACUACCAUUCGUUGAUUAAUCGUGUUUGAGCUCUCUGUUCUGCUACCGUGCUGUGUGGUGCUUCGAUUACAGCUUAUCCAUGGACACAGCUUGCAUACGAUUUGCUUUAGGAGCCAUCCUCCUCCACCUGCUGUUGUUGUCCCUCCCUAACCUUUCCAUAGCAGAGUUUAUUUAUAGUCCCCAUGAGAUCUUCAGCAUCAACUGUGGCUCUAACAGUAGCUUGUCCACGCGCGAUGGUCGCAAUUGGACUGCAGACAUCAAAUUCCUCUCAGAAAACAAGGACUCAGUUGCUGCUCCUGCACUCACACCAUCUACCCUGGAAGGUCCUUACACCGAUGCUCGUUUCUCUCACUCCCAAUUCACUUACUCUUUCCCUGUCUCCACCGGCCCUAAGUUUCUUCGCCUCUUCUUCUACUCAACUUCCUACCAAAACUUCCAUCGCUCCAAAGCCUAUUUCUCAGUCAAAGCAGGCCCAUACAUCCUCCUUCAGGAUUUCAACGCUUCCCUCCAUGCUGAUGCUGGUAACGAGCCUGGCGACUACUUGUUCAGGGAGUAUUGCAUCAACCUCAAAGAUGGCGACCGGCUCAACAUAACCUUCAUUCCAAGCAAAACAUCUCAGAAUCCAGAUUCGUACGCUUUCAUCAAUGGAAUAGAGAUUGUUUCAAUGCCCCCUUUUCUCUACUACACCAAUCCUGAGGACGACAACACUGGAUGGCCUCAACCAGUUGGCCUCAAUACGAACCCGUUCCCCAUUGAAAACAACUUUGCUCUGGAGACAAAUUAUCGGUUAAGAGUUGGAGACCAACAAAUCCCGGCCUCACAGGACACGGGUAUGCUCAGGAUCUGGGAUGUGGAUAACAAAUAUGUAACGACUCAAAGUGUACUAUCUCUAGAUAUUGGCAUUGGAAUUAAGCUGAGAUUCACAAAGAUUCCUAACUACACGGCACCAGACACAGUGUACCGAUCCGUAAGGAAUAUGGGAAGUAAUGGCACCAUCAACAUGGGGUUCAACCUCACAUGGCAACUUCCCGUUGAUUCAGGCUUCACCUACUUGCUAAGGUUACACUUUUGCCAGCUUGACCCGGAUAUGAAAAAUCCUGGUUACCAGAGCUUCUUCAUAUUCGUUCAGGAUCAGUUGGUUGAAAUGUGGGCAGACAUUCUCGGUUGGAGCGAUAAACAGGAGGGUGUCCCAGUGGUUAAACAGUAUGUAGUUUUCAUCCCAGGGAAUCAGCAGGAAACGCUUAAUCUUUCACUGAAAAUGCAUCCUAACCCUCAAAGCUUGGCCAAGGACGCUCAAAUAAACGCAAUUGAACUCUUCAAAAUCAACGACCCAACAGGUAACCUCGCUGGACCUAACCCAGACUCUCAUCCAAAGACCUCCGAGGUUCCUCUUCUGAGCUCAAACAAGAAAAGCAAAGGCAGCACGAGAACCCUAACAGCCGCCGUCGCAGGCGCAGUUUCCGGUGUCGUUAUGUUAUCCCUUACUGUUGCUUUCUUCCUCAUCAAACGCAAGAAGAACAUGGCCGUCAACGAAGGUUCCAAUAAAAAAGGUGGAACUUCUCGAGGCGGUGGCUCAUCGUCGCUACCAACCAACCUCUGCCGUAAGUUCUCAAUCGCGGAAAUCAGAGCCGCCACCAACAACUUCGACGAACUCUUCGAGGUUGGAUUGGGAGGCUUCGGCAACGUGUACAAAGGAUACAUCGACGACGGUUCAACAUGUGUCGCAAUCAAAAGGCUCAAACCCGGUUCUCAACAAGGUCUGAACGAGUUCUUGAACGAGAUCGAAAUGCUGUCUCAACUUCGCCAUCUCCAUCUUGUUUCCCUCAUCGGUUAUUGCUACGAGAACAACGAGAUGAUACUGGUUUACGAUUUCAUGGAUCAAGGAACCCUCCGGGAGCAUCUCUACGGCACUGAUAACCCUUCCCUUUCAUGGAAACAAAGGCUUCAGAUAUGCAUAGGUGCAGCACGAGGACUGCAGUAUCUGCAUACGGGUGCGAAGCACAUGAUCAUUCACCGUGACGUGAAGAGCACCAACAUCUUAUUGGAUGAGAAAUGGGUGGCCAAGGUUUCAGACUUCGGGUUAUCCCGAAUUGGGCCCAUUGGUUCUUCAAUGACCCAUGUGAGCACUCAGGUGAAAGGUAGCGUUGGAUAUUUAGACCCGGAGUAUUACAAACGACAGCGUUUGACUGAGAAGUCUGACGUGUACUCCUUUGGGGUGGUGCUCUUGGAGGUAUUGUCUGGGAGGCAGCCUUUGCUCCGCAUGGUGGAGAAGCAACAGGUGUCACUGGUUGAUUGGGCGAAGCAUCUAUAUCAGAAGGGUUCUCUGGGUGCCAUUGUGGAUGCAAAACUAAAGGGCCAGAUAGCAACUCAGUGUUUGAACAGAUUUGGCGAGGUUGCGCUAAGCUGUUUGCAUGAGGAUGGGACCCAGCGUCCUUCCAUGAAUGACGUCGUUGGGGUGUUGGAGUUUGUUCUGCAGCUUCAGGAUAGUGCUGUUAAUGGAGUGGUGCCUUUGGUGGUGAGUGGUGGGGAUUAUGAAGAUAGUGAAGACAUGUUUAGCAGUACCCACAGUAGUAUACAACCUUCGGAUUAUAGUAACAGCACUGGGUUGAACACCACAAGCUAUGGGAGUAAGGAAUCCGACAGGUUAAUCGUCCCGGAGAAUGUUUUCUCUGAGAUUAAUGAUCCCAAGGGACGAUGAAGUUACUGUUCAAGUUCAGGUUGAGUUUGGUGUUUACUGUUCAAAAUAAGAAACAUAGUUGGAAUGUUGGUUAUAUAUUAUGUGAAAUUAGAUAAACUAUUUGGAGAUACCUAUAUAGAAAUCUAGAAGUUCUUUAAGUUUAGAAAAGUGUUCAAAUAUUUAGAAGUGCAUGUGAAUUAGGAAGAUGUUAGAAAUAAGAAUGUUUUUGUAGUUAUGCUUCCAUGACUCGAUAUUUGGAAUCAAGAAAGUUUGAGUUCUUUACAUCCAAAAAAAAAAAAACAGAAAGUUUGAGUUCAUUUUUAAUAAACUUUCAUUCUUUCAGUAGCUU
Molecule: messenger RNA, 3102 nt
Organism: Glycine soja
Lineage: Eukaryota; Viridiplantae; Streptophyta; Magnoliopsida; Fabales; Fabaceae
Product: receptor-like protein kinase FERONIA
Exons: 1
Coding region: 156-2774 (872 amino acids)
Biological process (GO): protein phosphorylation
Molecular function (GO): protein kinase activity; ATP binding
Source: RefSeq, a predicted model, not a curated record